AUGAGCAAAAAAACAUGCGAAUAUAAAUUCCAUACCGAAUUCCAAUCUCACGAGCCGGAAUUUGAUUACCUAAAAUCCUUAGAGAUUGAAGAGAAAAUCAACAAAAUAAAAUGGUGCAGACGACAAAAUGCAUCCCAUUAUCUCCUUUCGACCAACGAUAAGACCAUAAAGCUUUGGAAAGUGUUUGACAAGUCGUUAAAGGUCGUUGCGGAAAAUAACCUCUCUCAUGAUCUCACCCCGGCAGGCGCUGUAGCUGGUGGAGGCAUGCCACGCGCCCCGCAAAUUUCCUUCCGUGACGCAUCCUCGCUCAAAUUGCCUCGCCUCACCCAUCAUGACACUGUAGUUGUUGCAGUUCCUCGACGUAUCUAUGCUAAUGCCCAUGCUUACCACAUCAAUAGCAUAUCGGUCAACAGUGAUGGCGAAACAUUCAUCAGCAGUGACGAUCUUCGAAUCAACCUAUGGAACUUAAAUAUCCAAGAUCAGAGCUUCAAUAUUGUUGAUAUUAAGCCCGCAAAUAUGGAAGAACUGACGGAAGUUAUUACAGCUGCGGAAUUCCAUCCUACUAGUUGUAAUUGGUUCAUGUAUGCUAGUUCUAAGGGAACUAUCAAACUCGCAGAUAUGAGGCAGAGUGCUCUCUGUGAUCAGCAUCACAAACAAUUCGAGCAAGAAGAGGAUGCUUCUUCCCGUUCUUUCUUUUCCGAAAUCAUUUCCUCCAUUUCUGACGUCCGUUUCUCGAAUGACGGGCGCUAUAUACUAUCUCGCGACUACCUAACGGUCAAAAUAUGGGAUGUCAACAUGGAAAGACAGCCUUUAAAAAUGAUCCCGAUCCACGAGCACCUCCGCCCCCGGCUUUGCGAUACGUAUGAAAACGACAGCAUCUUUGAUAAAUUCGAGGUGGCCGACAAGACUGCAUUCAAAGCAAAGAAAGUUGGCGUACCGACUCCCAUAAAUUCUUCCGCGUCAACCAAUAAAAAGGGGGGAUCGAGGGCUGGUAGUCCUGCAGGUGCUGGUGGAAGGAUGAAGAAAGAAACAGACGCAGAUCAAAUCGAUUUCAACAAAAAAAUUCUGCAUAUGAGUUGGCAUCCUUUCGAAGAUAGCAUUGCAAUCGCGGCCACUAACAAUCUAUUCGUGUUCUCAGCCCUGUGA
This is a messenger RNA of Histoplasma mississippiense, 1146 nucleotides long. RefSeq names its product protein phosphatase PP2A regulatory subunit B. The transcript has 5 exons. Gene Ontology annotation, biological process: peptidyl-serine dephosphorylation. NCBI's taxonomy places the organism in Eukaryota, Fungi, Ascomycota, Eurotiomycetes, Onygenales, Ajellomycetaceae. The record is from RefSeq and is a predicted model, not a curated record. Bases 1 to 1146 code for a protein of 381 amino acids. Gene Ontology annotation, molecular function: protein binding; protein phosphatase regulator activity. Gene Ontology annotation, cellular component: cytosol; protein phosphatase type 2A complex.